Messenger RNA from Penicillium verrucosum, 207 nucleotides. RefSeq lists its product as uncharacterized. The coding region runs from base 1 to 207 and encodes 68 amino acids. The record is from RefSeq and is a predicted model, not a curated record. The transcript has a single exon. NCBI's taxonomy places the organism in Eukaryota, Fungi, Ascomycota, Eurotiomycetes, Eurotiales, Aspergillaceae.
AUGAACAGAAUUGCAGACGCACUGUCGAGGUUACCGAGCGCUUCACCAACACUAGCGAGGAGCGUCUCUGAUCUGCGCAGCCUCGGUGUCGCUGGUAAUCAUAGACAAGGUGUUGUUCAUAUAGGCAGGAAGAACUGGCUGUUUCGUGCGUUGGAAGAACGUGGCAGCUUCCACGUCCGUCAUGUUAUGUUCUCCGGCGAGACGUAA